AUGAGCUCGUUAACACUUCUUGUUUUGCUUUCUUUUUCCACAGUAAUUGAGGCCGGUUACCACGAGAAGCGGCUACUGCACCAUCUGCUGGACAACUACAACGUGCUCGAGCGGCCGGUAGUCAACGAGUCAGACCCGCUGCAGCUCAGCUUUGGCUUGACCCUGAUGCAAAUCAUCGACGUGGACGAGAAAAACCAGCUGCUGAUCACGAACAUUUGGCUCAAGUUGGAGUGGAACGACAUGAACGUCAGAUGGAACUCCUCCGAGUAUGGAGGCGUGCGCGAUCUCAGGAUACCACCACACCGCCUUUGGAAACCGGACGUCCUGAUGUACAAUAGCGCGGACGAAGGCUUUGAUGGUACGUACCCAACCAACGUGGUGGUUCGGAACAAUGGUUCCUGUCUCUACGUGCCGCCGGGAAUUUUCAAGUCCACCUGCAAGAUCGACAUCACCUGGUUUCCGUUCGACGACCAGCGCUGUGAGAUGAAGUUCGGCUCGUGGACUUAUGACGGCUUUCAGCUGGAUCUUCAACUGCAAGACGAAGGUGGUGGCGAUAUCAGCAGCUUUAUAACCAACGGGGAAUGGGAAUUGUUGGGCGUACCCGGGAAGCGGAACGAAAUCUACUACAACUGCUGCCCGGAGCCAUACAUCGACAUCACAUUUGCUAUCCUGAUCCGGCGCAAGACGCUAUACUACUUUUUCAACCUGAUCGUCCCGUGUGUGCUGAUUGCCUCUAUGGCGCUACUCGGCUUCACGCUACCGCCAGAUUCGGGUGAAAAGUUGUCCCUCGGAGUCACGAUUCUGCUAUCACUUACUGUCUUCCUAAACAUGGUCGCUGAAACAAUGCCGGCUACAUCAGACGCAGUGCCUCUUCUAGGAACGUACUUCAAUUGCAUCAUGUUCAUGGUUGCCUCGUCAGUUGUAUCAACGAUCCUUAUUCUCAACUACCAUCACCGAAAUUCCGAUACGCACGAGAUGUCCGAAUGGAUUCGUGUCGUAUUUCUCAUCUGGUUGCCGUUUAUCUUACGAAUGAGCCGCCCCGGUGAGCCGUAUCCGCACCCGUGCCGCCCGACUGUGGACGAGAAAAACAAACAGCUACAGGAAGUGGAAAUGCGCGAACGAUCAUCGAAGUCCCUACUGGCUAACGUGCUGGAUAUUGACGACGACUUCCGGUGCAAUCAUCGAUGCAACACGCUGCCGCACAAUCCUACAUACUACCGGACCGUGUACCGCCAGGGCGAGGAUGGCAGCGUCGGCCCGAUCGGGGCCACCGACACGAUCGGGCGAACGGGCGGUCUCGGCACGAUUAGUGCGGGAGGUGGUCGCUUACAUGAGACCGUGUCUUCGCAUACCUGUCUCAGCUCGUCGGCCGAGUACGAGCUGGCAUUGAUCCUUAAAGAGCUUCGCUACAUCACUGAUCAGCUUCGCAAGGAGGACGAGAGUGGGGAGAUCACGCGGGACUGGAAGUUCGCCGCCAUGGUUGUCGAUCGCCUGUGCCUUAUUAUCUUCACGUUGUUUACCAUCAUUGCCACCCUGGCUGUCCUCUUCUCAGCGCCGCACUUUAUCGUUUCAUAACAACCAUCAGCGGGCGGCAGCAACCACGGCAAAAACCACUGUCAGACGACGAGCAUUUCCGGCAACCACGACACCGACGACAUCAACCGACAAUCGGAGGCACUGCUACCGCUGCUGCUGGCUGCGGCUGGCUGCGGAGCACUGGCCUUGGCUCUCAUGCUCGUCCGCCGGCGCCUCCACGCACUCCGAAGCGCCCUUGCGCACCUGGGCGCGGUCGCAGACUACAAAUCAAGGCGCUACAUCUAUGUUUUCGU
Anopheles coustani is the source of this 1829-nucleotide messenger RNA. RefSeq names its product neuronal acetylcholine receptor subunit alpha-7 (gene nAChRalpha7). Gene Ontology annotation, cellular component: synapse; postsynaptic membrane; neuron projection. Gene Ontology annotation, molecular function: transmembrane signaling receptor activity; acetylcholine-gated monoatomic cation-selective channel activity. The coding region runs from base 1 to 1575 and encodes 524 amino acids. NCBI's taxonomy places the organism in Eukaryota, Metazoa, Arthropoda, Insecta, Diptera, Culicidae. The transcript has 11 exons. Gene Ontology annotation, biological process: chemical synaptic transmission; monoatomic ion transmembrane transport; nervous system process. The record is from RefSeq and is a predicted model, not a curated record.